Messenger RNA from Prunus avium (sweet cherry), 4469 nucleotides. The record is from RefSeq and is a predicted model, not a curated record. Lineage: Eukaryota; Viridiplantae; Streptophyta; Magnoliopsida; Rosales; Rosaceae.
AAAAAAAAAAAAGGCCUGACACUCAAAAGAAAUUGUCGGCAAUGAAAUGAUGCCCUCCUUCCUCUUCAUGAAAAGCAAAAGAAAUAACUCAUUGACCCAAAAAGACUUGGACUCCCAUUGGAGACGUUGGAGAUAGCUGACCAUAAAAACCGUGUAACCUCUCUCUAUGUUCGCCAUUACUUAUCUCUCUCUCUAUACGUCUCUUUUCUGAGGCUGUUAGCUUUGCUUCUUGCUGAUCUUGUAUUUUUUGUGAGUUUCUUGUUGGCUUGCUGAUCUUGUGGUUGUUGUCUUACCAAUUCUCUGGCGUUGUAUCAUUAAGCUAAAGUUACUGCCUUGCUUCGUCUCCAUUUUCAUAUAAUUGCUUGUUCAGUGUUUACAGCAGAAGCUGCGGAUUUCCAAUGGCGUUGAGCACCCAAAGAGCCUCUGCUUUUCAUCCUUCAGCUGAUCAGUCGGCUCCUCCUCAAUGGAACUACGAUGUGUUUUUGAGUUUCAGGGGUGCAGACACUCGAAAUAGCUUUGUGUCCCAUUUAUACCACGAAUUGCAGCACAGGGGCAUUAAAACAUUCAAGGAUGAUCCAAAGCUUGAAAGAGGGACAACUAUUUCUUCUGAGCUCUUCAAAGCAAUCCAAGAAUCGAGGCUUGCAAUCGUUGUUCUCUCGCCAAACUAUGCUUCUUCUUCCUGGUGCUUGGAUGAACUUACAAAGAUUCUCCAAUGCAUGAAAUCCAACGGCUCAGUGCUGCCUGUGUUUUAUAAUGUGGAUCCCUCCGAUGUGCGAAAACAAAGCGGCAGUUUUGCAGGGGCGUUCGCUGAGCAUGAGAAAAGGUUUAGGGAAGACAUAGAAAAAGUGAAGCGCUGGAGAGCUGCUUUAACAGAAGUUGCCAAUUUAUCUGGGUUUGAUUCAAAGAAUGAGUGUGAAAGAAAGCUCAUUGAAAAGAUUGUUGAAUGGGUGUGGGGGAAAGUGCAUCGCACAUUCAAAUUGUUAGAUUCCACAGAGUUAGUGGGAAUUAAGUUUACACGUGAGCAAAUGGAUUUGCUUCUAGAUCCUACAGAUGAUGUUCGCUUUGUAGGGAUAUGGGGGAUGGGAGGCAUUGGCAAGACAACCAUUGCUAGGCUUGUUUAUGAAAGCAUUUCUAUUCAUUUUGAAGUUAGCUGCUUUCUUGCUAAUGUUAGAGAGGCUUCUGAAGGUAAUCGUCUUGUUGAUCUACAAAGACAGCUGCUUUCCCCGAUUUUGAAUGAACAAAUUACUCAAGUUUGGGAUGAAGAGUGGGGGGCCUAUUUGAUUAAGAGUUGCUUAUGUAAUAAAAAGGUUCUUCUCAUUCUUGAUGAUGUGAAUGCAUCAAGCCAACUAGAGAAAUUUGCGAAGGAAAAGGAUUGGUUUGGUAAGGGGAGUAUAAUCAUCAUUACAACUCGAGAUGAACGGUUGGUUAAAAAGCAUGAUAUGGAGAUAUCAUAUAAGGUAGAGGAAUUAGGUGAUGAUGAGGCUCUUGAGCUCUUUAGUCUGAACGCCUUUAAAAAAUUUGAGUCUGAGGAAGGUUUUUGGGAAUUGUCCAAGUGCUUUGUAAAUUAUGCUGGAGGCCUUCCAUUAGCUCUUAAAAUUUUGGGAUGCUCUAUGUAUAAGAGAGAUCGAGAUGAAUGGAAAAAUGAAUUGGAUAAGCUACGGAAAAUUCCUGAGACAGAAAUUUUUGAUUUGCUCAAAAUCAGUUUUGAUAGACUAGAUGAGAUGAACAAGAAUAUAUUUCUUGAUGUUGCAUUUUUCCUUAAGGGGAUGGGCAUGAAUAAAGUAAUUGGAAUACUAGACAGUUGUGACCGUUGUGGUGGGAUAAAUGCUCUGGUUGAGAAGUCGCUCUUUACUAUUGAUAUUUCAAACAAAGGUAACAUUGUUGGGAUGCAUGAUUUGAUACAAGAAAUGGCAUUUGAAAUUGUUCGUCAAGAGUCUCCUGAAGAGCCUGGUGGACGCAGUCGAUUGUGUCAUCGUAAUGACAUCAUUCAUGUAUUGAUAAACAAUACGGCAACUAGCAAAAUUCAAGGCAUCGCCUUAAGCAUGGAAAAACUUGAAAAGGCAGAUUGGAAUUGUGAAGCAUUCUCUAAGAUGAUCAACCUAAAAUUUCUUGAAGUUGAUAAUGUGAUCAUUUCCUCAAUCCCCAGAAUUCUUCCUAAUUCCUUAAGAAUUAUGAAAUGGAAUCGGUAUCCUUCCAAAUAUCUCCCAUCAAAUUUUCAACCGAAUAAACUUGUUUCACUUGAGAUGCGGGACAGCAAACUAGUUGGGCUCUGGGAUGAAGGAGUUGACUUGCCCAAUUUGAAAUACAUGGACCUUAGUUGCUCUCGAAACUUGGCAACAACCCCAAAUUUCACUGGCAUCCCAAAACUCCAGGUGUUGAAUCUUGAAGAGUGUGAGAAUUUAGUUCAGAUUCACUCGUCCAUUGCAUUUCUCAAAUGGCUUACAUAUUUAAUACUAGACGGAUGCAAAAGUGUUAAGAGUCUUCCAAGGGAGGUAGAAAUGGAUUCUCUUAUAUAUUUAAGUCUUUCAGGUUGCUCAAAACUGAAAAAGAUUCCAGAAUUUUCAGGACAAAUGGAAAAUUUGUCACAACUUAAUUUAGGAUGGACGCCCAUUGAGAAAUUACCUUCAUCAAUUGGACGUCUUGUUGGCCUUACUAUUCUGCAUGUAUACAAUUGUGAAAAUCUCUUGGAUCUUCCGAGCGAAAUUUGUAAUUUGAAGUCUCUUGAAAUACUCAAUGUGAUAGGAUGCCGAUACAGCGACAAACACCCAGAAAACCUGCGGGGCCAUUCAAAGAAACCAAGGUUUCGGUGGGGCCUCCAAAGAAAGGCUUUUGUGUUGGGUUCGCUACAUGGUUUAUGGUCUUUGACAAAAUUGAAUCUGAGUGAUUGUGGACUUUGUGAUAUUUCGGGUGAUAUUGGCUGCUUGUCCUCUUUACAAGAAUUAGACCUUAGUCGAAACAAUUUUGUUAGCCUUCCUGCAAGCAUUGGAUGUCUUACUAAGCUUAGGUAUUUUCGGGUGUAUGAGUGCCGAAGGCUUCAACAAUUGCCCCAUCUCCGCUUUGGAUUGGUUGAUGAUGAAGACUUCUGCUUUAUUAACAUGAACAUAAACGAUUGCACUUCCUUAAAAAUGUUGCCAAAGUUGAGCAUAAAAAACGGAAGAAGUUAUGUUACUUUGAGGUGUGUGAAUUGCACUGGAUUGGUUGAGAAUGAUGGCUGCGAUGAUUAUUGGAGAUUCGUUCAGGUACCUACACUGAUUUGGCCUCCUUCCAAUUUCCGAAUUUUAACACCUGGAAGUAGAAUUCCAGAGUGGUUCAAUAAUCAAAGUGUAGGAGAUUCCUUAAUUGUGGAGCUACCUCCAUGUACCACGUCCAUUUGGAUUGCUUUUUGUGCUGUCUUUGAAGAAGCCCCUGUGGAUCACCCAAAUCCACCUCCUUACCUUUCUAGAUCUUUUCAAAUUGAAUGUCGCCUAGAAGGUCACCCUGUGCAUAGACAAGCCAUUGAUACAGGCCAUCUUGUGUCACCUCAUCUUUGGGUAUCUUGUGUAUAUCGUUAUGUAGUCGACAAAGAAUGCAAUCAGAUGAAGAUUUCAUUCCAUACUUUUUAUGACCUUUUCCCUCCGUCCGCCGGCAGAAUAUAUUGCUCGGGUAUAAAGAAGUGUGGGUUCCGUUUGGUGCACAAGCAAGACGUGGAAGAACUCAACCAAAUCAUGAUGAUGAACCACUCCAUCAACAUCAGCACAAAAGCUACUUCUCCUCACAAUUCAGCUGAUGCAAGUGCAAGCUCUCACCAAAAAUCUCUCUGCCGCAAAAGCUGUGCUCUUUCCAAAUGGUUUUUAACAAAACUUGUAAAGAUUUUCUCCCUCUUUUUAACAACUGCAGUUUUUAUCAACUCUUUCAACACUAGCGAACAAUGGGGGUGCAUAGGAUUUCUGAUUUGGAGGGUAACCACUUUGAUUUCCUACUUAGGCCUUGCACCCUCUUAUUUUUCGCUAUUGUUGAAAAGUUUAAUAAAAACUGUCAUUCUUAAAAGAGCAGCUAAAUUUUUGCAACCUUUGUUAAAAACGCCGCCUCCUCAAAUGUCUGCACAUAAAUACUUGCAAGGCUAAUGACGUCUUCUCACAAUUGAUAUUAACCUAGCUGAUCAAAAGUAGUCAACUCAAUUUUGGGGUCUUGAUACAGGAUUUGGAGCUGAUCAAAAGUAGUAGCACCUCAAGAGCUACAAGCUCAUUAGACCAACCUUUGUUAUAAUGGUUUGAUUCUUAUUGACACAACUUACGUUACUAUUUCAACUGCUCUAUUUUGUUGUGUGCAGGAUGGAAUAAGCCAACAAGAAUUUUCAAUCAUAAUCUUUGCAUUGAGAAUUGAUCGUAUCUGCAGCCGAUCAAUUGCUUUGUCGGGAUUCCUACUUUGUCUGCUUCACUUCAUCAAGGCAUCAAGUAGUAGAAAAAUAUUCCACAAUACCACUAUAUACA